AGUGCUGCUGCGUGGCUCAAAGCACCGCGACUCGCAGCGCGGGCGGAAGGCGGAGAUGUUCUGCUGCCAGAGACGCUUCCGGCAGGAGAAUGAGCCAGUGGACGAGGCGCCUGGCUGGUGCGACAGUGUGCCGGACGACAUCCCCGGGGAGGUCCACAUGCUCAUUGUGGGCCUGGACUAUAGCUGCGACCGGGUGAGCUGGGCGGGGAAGAAUCCGCUGGAUACCAAAUUUGCAGUGGACAUCAUGGAGGACUUGGCCAGGCAAUGCGAGGUGACGACUCUGGAGAAACUCUGGAAUCAGCAGGCCACCAAGGAGAAUGUCGUUGCCAAGAUCCAGGAGGUUGCCAGCAAGUGCGGUGAGGAUGAUUAUUUUGUUUUCUACUACACUGGUCAUGGUGACCAGCUGGUGAGUGUGGAUGACGAUGAGAAUGAGACACAUGACCAGUGCUUUUGCCUGGUGGACGCGUAUGGCAGCACCGAUGAUGCCACAAUGACGUAUCGACAGCAAGUCUGGCUUCGGGACGAUGACUUCGUUGAGGCGGUCUUGGAAGCCAUCGACGAGACCGCCAAUGUCUUGGUCCUUGUGGACGCCUGCCACUCAGGCACCAUUUGUGACUUCAACUCUGGCUUGUGGGCGGAGCGGGGUCAGAAGGCGAUCUCACUUUCUGGCUGUUCGGACACGCAGACUUCUGCGGGCACUGGCAAAGGUGGACACUUCACCCGAGCUCUGUCACGUUCCGUGCAGGAGCUGCAGGCUGGGCUGGGCCUGGACGCGAGCUACUCGGUCGGCCAGAUCUACAACAAGACUUUGGAGAAUUACGGCGAGAGCAAGGAUGCGCGGCAUACGCAGAACAUUGAGAUCCAUGGCUGCACGGUUUACCCGGCGCAGAUGGUUUGGCCCCUGGCUCCGAGGCAGCCAUAUAUCUCCCGUGCCAACAUGGUGGGCUACACGUCGGCGAACCACUUCCAGAACCAGGGACAGCAGCCGGUACUUCCCCAAUGGAGCCUUACCGCUGCAUAAGGGAAGGUUUGCUCGGUCACGCGCAAGUGAGUGCUGUUCAAACCCCCAAGGGGCAUGUCAUCCAAUUGAACUCCCGGCACCAAGUGCUGGCCGGAUGCAUGCAAAGGUAUAUGAAAUGCGGGGAUAUCUUUUCCAGAG
Messenger RNA from Effrenium voratum, 1159 nucleotides. The record is from the annotation of a GenBank genome assembly. Lineage: Eukaryota; Dinophyceae; Suessiales; Symbiodiniaceae.